Molecule: messenger RNA, 2166 nt
Organism: Neocloeon triangulifer
Lineage: Eukaryota; Metazoa; Arthropoda; Insecta; Ephemeroptera; Baetidae
Product: sodium-independent sulfate anion transporter-like
Exons: 12
Coding region: 150-2006 (618 amino acids)
Biological process (GO): transmembrane transport
Cellular component (GO): membrane
Molecular function (GO): secondary active sulfate transmembrane transporter activity
Source: RefSeq, a predicted model, not a curated record
GAAGAACUUUAUCAGUGAUAGUAGUGUGCACUCGUCCACCGCCAGAACUGUCAGGUUGAUUCUACCCACUGCAAAGAGAGGCUCCCAAACAAAUAUUCUGCAUAUAUAGAGGUAAAAACGAGGGAAUAUUUGGACGGAGAAUUCGCAAAAUGCCUGGCAUGGCGCAGGAAAUGCCAAAGUCGUACGGAGUGUCCGGCCAUCGGAAGCCCACCGUCGGCAGUCGGAUGGCGCGUUGCUCCAAAAGCUGCCUCCGGACGCUCUACAAAAGGGUUCCAGUGACGCACUGGUUGCCCAGAUACCCUCUCAGGGACAUUUUCCCUGACCUCAUCGCGGGAUUCACCGUCGGCCUUACUCUUAUUCCGCAGUCAAUGGGCUACGCAACCUUAGCAGGACUCGAGCCACAAUACGGACUUUAUUCUGCGUUCUUGGGCAGUUUCAUUUAUAUUGUGUUCGGCUCGGUGAAAGAGGUAAACAUGGGACCCGCGGCCCUCUUGGCACUUCUCACAUACAACUACACGCACCACCUGGGACCUCAAUUUGCCGUACUUUUGUGUUUUGUAGCUGGUUGCAUGGAGCUUCUAUUUGGCAUUUUACACUUAGGUUUCUUGGUGGAUUUUAUUUCCGCGCCGGUGGUUGCGGGAUUCACGUCUGCUGCGGCGUUUAUGGUGGCCAGUGCUCAAGUCAAGGGUCUGCUUGGCUUAAAAUUUGAUGCCGAGUCGUUCGCGCACAUCUGGACCGAGGUUUACAACCAUAUUCACGAAACUAAAUUGUGGGACGCUGUUCUCGGAGGCUGUUGCUGCGUCUUUCUCCUCUCUUUAAAGUUUUUCAAAGAUCAUUUCAAAAUUGGUGACGGAAGAAAACCCCUGAACUGCUGCCAAACUUUUAUCAGCAAAUUUGUUUGGUUUUUUUGCACUGCAAGAAAUGCUCUUAUAGUUCUCGUUUCGAUGGGAAUCGCGUAUUAUUUCCACGUUUACCACGAUGGAUUUGUUCCAUUCAUGCUAACAGGCACGGUUCAGGCUGGACUGCCACCCUUUCAGAUUCCAGCUCUAACUGCUGAGGUCAAUAAUAGAACCUUGAACAUUUUGGAAAUGGUUGGAGAACUUAAAUCGGGGGUGAUAGUGGUCCCUGUUGUUGCAAUCAUCGCUAAUGUAGCGAUCGGAAAAGCUUUUGCAAGUGGGAAAAUGCUUGAUGCGACACAAGAAAUGGUUGCUUUGGGUCUUUGCAACAUCGCCGGCUCCUUCGUCAGCUCAAUGCCAGCGAUGGGCUCAUUUUCCAGAAGUGCGGUGAGCAACGCCAGCGGAGUCCGAAGCCCUUUGGCCGGACUUUACACAGGUGCAAUGGUGAUUCUUUCACUCACCUUGCUCACCCCGUACUUCUACUUUAUUCCGAGAGCUACGCUCGCCGCUGUUAUCAUGUGUGCAGUUAUUUUCAUGGUCGAGGUCGACAAAAUUGGCCCGAUGUGGCGAACAAACAAAAAGGAUCUUCUCUCGUUUGCGGUCGCUUUCGUCGCGUGUCUCGCCCUGGGAAUGGAAAUGGGCCUUGUGAUUGGCGCCGCCGUCGACAUUGCCUUUCUGCUCUUCACCAACGCUCGGCCGAAAGUGAAAAUUGACACAAUUUCGAGCGCGUGUGGGCCUGAGUACAUUUUGGCGACACCCACGCAGGGACUCCUAUUUCCAGCCGCCGACUAUGUGCGCACGCAAAUUCAGUCGGCGCUCGAGGACAUGGAAAGCAAUGAAAGGAUGACGCAUUUGCCUGUUGUCAUCGACUGCAGGAAUAUCCAGAAGCUUGAUUUUACGGCGGCUCAGGGUUUGGAAUCGAUUGUGAGGGAUUUCAACAAGCAAGAGCGCUUGAUCAUUUUCUGCGGAAUGAAAUCGCGCGUUUUGUCCAUAAUGAGUGGAGUGAGCAAGGAGAAAUUCCACCACGCGUCCUCCGAAAAUGAACUUUCGUCUCUGCUGAGAGGUACGUUUAAGUCGCACAGGGAAACAGCACUGCUUUUGGGACGGUGAUUUUGAAAUCACACUUUUACUGCGAAUCGCACCGAAUGAUUUCCCACCGACGGAUUUUUGCACAUUUUUUAAAGCACACGUCACAAUUUUAAUGAUAUUAUUAAUAUGAGAAUGUGGAAGAUUAUCAUAGAGCAGAGUGAAUAUAUCAAAUAAAAUUUAA